Messenger RNA from Perca flavescens (yellow perch), 1786 nucleotides. Its product is annotated as adrenodoxin. Gene Ontology annotation, molecular function: 2 iron, 2 sulfur cluster binding; electron transfer activity. The transcript has 4 exons. Gene Ontology annotation, cellular component: mitochondrion. Lineage: Eukaryota; Metazoa; Chordata; Actinopteri; Perciformes; Percidae. Bases 407 to 910 code for a protein of 167 amino acids. Gene Ontology annotation, biological process: P450-containing electron transport chain. The record is from RefSeq and is a predicted model, not a curated record.
UUAAAUUAUGCCUACUGUGUACAGUUUUCUUGCUAGGAAGUACAUGGGGUCUCUCAUGACUACAUAAACCUGGACAGUUUGAAUGCAGCAAUAGUAUCUGAGCCUGCUCCGUGCUUUGUAGCUGAUCAUCACACUCACUUCAUUUAUUUGGGAUCUGAGACAACGAGCACCUGCCAUAGGUUAACUUGCACGUGACGUUACGCAAUGAACGUUACAGUGACAGAGUGACUUCCUUCUCGCAGCUAAAACAAGCUAGCUUAGCUAGCUAGCUCAGUGGGCUAAGUCAAACUUCUUUGGGUUUCUCUCCGUUGAGAAGCAAAGAACUUGACGGAAGUGGACUGUGUCUGCGUGUCCAGCAGGUCGGAUAUUUCACCAGCUCCUUAUCAACUUUGUGUAGCUACUUAAAAUGGCUUUAGUAACCGCGUUAAGAAGACUGGCUCACGUCAGGUUACGAGAAUAUUCCUGGAGGACGGCGGCAGUAACUUCGAGUGCUGGUGCCUGGCUGACUGGUCAGAGGAGUUUUACCACCGGCACACACUCUCUGAGGUCAGACAACAAGGUGACGGUCCACUUCAUCAACCGAGACGGGGAGAAGAUCACAGCGAAGGGGUCGCCGGGAGACUCACUGCUGGAUAUUGUCAUUAAUGAAGACCUUGACUUUGAUGGCUUUGGGGCAUGUGAGGGAACCUUGGCGUGCUCCACGUGCCAUCUGAUCUUUGACGAGGACGUCUACAAGACUCUGGGGCCAGUCACAGACGAGGAGAUGGACAUGCUAGAUUUAGCCUACGGCUUGACUGACACAUCUCGCCUGGGUUGCCAGAUCUGUCUGACGAGGUCUCUGGAGGGCUUGGUGGCCAGGGUUCCGGAGAGUGUAGCGGACAUCCGACAGAGCAAAGAUGGAUCCUCUUAACCCAACGUGGAUGUAGACAUUGUGGUUGUGCCCGGUCAGGACUGAGGGAAUGUGCACAGGGACGAUGGUGGGUGUUAAUCUGUCAGCACUGCUGGACUGCCACAACAUUAUAUAUUUUUUUUUAAUGAAAAUACUUCCAAGUCACCGACAACAAGAGCCAGCUUUUAAUAACCAGAAUGUAAAAAUACAGGAUUUGGACUCGCAAAUCCAUUUACAUUUUUUUAUUUUAUAGAAAGUAAAACUACAUAGGCAAAAGUUUUAGCGUAAACUCUGUAACCAUUAGAGAACCUUGCCAUCCUAGUGUGAGGAAUUUAUUAUGAAAAUAUUAUGACAUAAACUCUAAGCUAAGACAAAUCUAUGAUAUCAUAUCCUUAUAUGCUGUUCAUGUUAAUCCUAAUCACUUAAAAAACUUGUAUUAGUUACUAUGACUGAUACAUGAACAUCACUUUGCAGACUGCAACAUGUGCUAUAUACACCUCUAGUUUGUGGCUGUGCCUUUGAUUAUCUAAAAAAGUAUCCUUUGCUGUUCUUGUUAGUAUGACUGAAUUUACAAGAUUCUCUCUUUGUGUGUAAAUGCAGUCAUUAUCACUGAACAAGGAAAAGCUCCCCCGCUAAAAGACUACACAGCUGACUGCAGCCUGUGAAGGAAAUGUUUGUGAACCAGUGCAACUAACAGUUCUUGACGCCUCAGAGAUUGUGCUGAUGUCCCCCAAUAUUUUAUUCUACAUAUGUAUACCCCUACUAUUGUUGGGUUGAUCAGAUCCUUUAUGUAACUGUAUAAUUCAGUCAUGUGAUUGUACAUAGCUAGAACACACAAAUAUAUAUCUAUGUAUAGAGUGAAAAAUAAUGUAAUAAAAAAAAUCACCUUUCUAAUGG